AACCAUUUGCUGAUUCUCCGUGAACGCGUAGACCUGAAGGAGUUCCAUCUGGAGUACAGCUUGGUGGUCGGGGUCAGCCGGCUCAGUGCUAAGUCUGAUGAAGCCAACCUAUGGAUCCGCCAUGCGUUACAGUACAAGGCUCAGACUGUCAAGAUUGUCAAUCAAAGCGAACUUCUACAGCUUCUUCCCUCGGUAUUCACUUCAACGUACUUGAAAAGACUGCACAUUACCAAUGCUCAACUGAUCCGAGGUUUCUUUGACCGCCUCCGGAAAGGCUGCCCAGCAUUGGAAUAUCUCUUCCUAUCGACCUGCGACAUUGAGGACCUUGACAUUUUCUCCGACACACUCAAGGUUUUGAUCCUCUCUGAUGCUAUCGGGUUCUCAUUCUCAUUUGAGCACGAUGCCCAAGUCUCUAUUUCUGCUCCAAGCCUCAUUUCUCUGUCCGUCGAAGAGUGUCCUUCCGGGGCCAGGCUACCUAUACUAAAGAACAUGUCAUCACUAGAGACUGCAUCAGUAUUGCUUUCAGAAGGAGAUAUCACAACUUGUGAUGCUGAUGGUAUCAGGCAGUUUCUCGGGGGCCUCUCUGGUGUUAGAAGUUUGGAUUUCUAUUAUGGGGAUAGACAGCUGGAGGUGAAAAAUAAUCACGGAUGGUGCCCAACAUUCAACAAUCUUACAAACCUGACCCUUGAUAGGUGGUGCAUGCAUGCGGACUUAUAUGCCAUGAUAGUCUUCCUUCAGAACUCACCUAAUCUGAAGAAGCUAACUCUUAAACUAAACGAGCCACGAUAUCACAACGAGGUUGUAUCUGCAGUCAUCGGCGAGCUGGAGGAUAGAUCGUUUACAUGUGAACAGCUUGAGAUUGUCGAAAUCAUAUGCUCGAAGGGAAAUGAGCUGCUGCUACUUGGGUUGAAUCAGUUUUUGGUAGAAGAGAGUGGCAUAAGGCCUGAUCAGAUGCGUGUCAGUCACCAGAACUAAGGCCGAUGCGAGUCAUCCGAUUGUUUCAAGUCCCACUACAGGUGAAAUUACAUGGAAUCACUCAUUGGCAUAUCACAUGGCAGGCAAACAUUGCUUCCCCUUGGAUCUAUAUUCGCUCGCUCUGGUUUAGUUGGAAUGAACAUAGCAUGUGUGUUUGCUGCCCUUGUCUUUU
Molecule: messenger RNA, 1147 nt
Organism: Triticum dicoccoides
Lineage: Eukaryota; Viridiplantae; Streptophyta; Magnoliopsida; Poales; Poaceae
Product: F-box/FBD/LRR-repeat protein At2g26030-like
Exons: 3
Source: RefSeq, a predicted model, not a curated record